Molecule: messenger RNA, 1338 nt
Organism: Balearica regulorum gibbericeps (East African grey crowned-crane)
Lineage: Eukaryota; Metazoa; Chordata; Aves; Gruiformes; Gruidae
Source: RefSeq, a predicted model, not a curated record
GUCCGACUGCAAACCCAGCCUAAGCCGCAGCCUGGUCAGCCUCCGCUCUAUUCUGGGACCUUUGACUGCUUCAGAAAGACUCUUGUUGGAGAGGGAGUCCGAGGCUUAUAUAGAGGAAUGGCAGCUCCUAUUAUCGGAGUGACACCUAUGUUUGCUGUGUGCUUCUUUGGAUUUGGCUUGGGAAAAAGACUCCAACAGACAAAACCUGAUGACAUUUUGACAUAUCCUCAGCUGUUUGCUGCUGGCAUGUUGUCAGGAGUGUUCACAACAGUAAUCAUGGCUCCAGGAGAAAGAAUCAAGUGCCUUUUACAGAUCCAGGCAGCUACGGGUGAAACUAAAUACAGUGGCUCUUUGGACUGUGCAAAACAGCUGUACCGCGAGGCUGGGAUUCGUGGCGUGUACAAGGGGACAGUGCUCACCCUCAUGCGAGACGUCCCAGCCAGCGGAAUGUACUUCAUGACGUACGAAUGGCUGAAGAACAUUCUGACCCCUGAGGGAAAAAGUGUGAGUGACCUCAGUGUGCCUAGGAUCCUUUUUGCUGGGGGCCUGGCUGGGAUCUUCAACUGGGCAGUUGCCAUUCCACCAGACGUGCUGAAAUCCCGUUUCCAGACUGCUCCUCCAGGAAAAUACCCAAAUGGCUUUAGAGAUGUGCUGAGAGAACUUAUCAGAGAGGAAGGAGUUGCAUCUCUGUAUAAGGGCUUCACAGCUGUAAUGAUCAGGGCAUUUCCGGCUAAUGCGGCAUGUUUUCUUGGUUUUGAAGUUGCCAUGAAGUUUCUUAACUGGAUUGUGCCAGGUCUAUGAAGACUAGGAGGUCUUUGGAAAUUAGAGAGAAGGAAGACAGUGAAAGUCUGCCUCAAAGGAAUAAAUGAAUGAUCACUUGAAGUUUCAGAAAUGAUUGCUUGCCUAAUACCUUUUGGCCUUCCUCACGUUCUUUAGGUGGUGCUAUGUGCCGUUCAGAAGUGUAAGCUGAAGCUCUGAGACGGAGUUGAUGAGGAGUUAGAGGUGAUACACUUUUGUCUUCUGAGCUGAUGUACCACAGCAGUACUGCUGCUAACAGACAGCUGUCACUAUUACACACACUACCUUAAGUACUUCCUCAUGGAAGAAGGGGACACUUCUUAAAAUGUAAUUCUUUGUUUACUGAAGAAACAUGUAGCUAUUAAUGCUGAAAAACUUCCCUAAAGUAAUUGUUUGGCAGUGUGUACUUAACUCUCAGGGCACGAGUUAGCAGCUGCACAUACUAGUAUCUACAAGCAAUGUCAGAUAGCGUUCUCAUCUCUUGUAGUUUUUUAGUUGUGGCUAUUUCUAUGUUGACAGUGGCUUUAAUCUUAUACGCGU